ACUGCCCCCAGACUGAACCACAUACAGUGCUCUCAAUACUGGAAGGUAUUUUACACUUCUUAGAAAUACUCUUCCCUUCCUGGACUACUUAGCAAACUCCUACCCUCAAGAUUCGGCCCACACACCUCUCAUUUAUCUGGUCACUUACUCAUCAUCCAACAUUUUUUUUUUUUAACACUCGCUGUAAAUGGCAUCCUCGUUCUAGAAACACAUCUACCAGCAAUUAAAACAUGCCGAAUUAGCACUGCUUAGGAGAACACCUACUGAAUAUGCAUCUUAGAUCAUCUUCCUUUUUAGAAUACUGAUCCCACCUGCUACACGCCUGGUGAAAACUCCAGUUACUUGCCAGUAAGAUAUUGUCCCCCAAAUGUACUUAUCCUGUUUUCGUGCAUUAUAAGCUUUGUUCAGUUUAUAGUUUCUAGGCCCAUUACUAAGGAUAAGUCAGAUAUCCAGCUGAGAUAUAACUUUUUUUUCUGAAAACAAUGUGAGCUAUGGAAGGGAGAAAAGCUGUUAACGACUCCCAAAAUUUCCUUUCCUUAUGAAAUUCACAUAUGUAACAGGCAGUUAAAAUAUAACUACCAGACUUAAUGCAUACUGAACAGAAAUCUUGUUUCAAAGAAAAGAUAUGAAAUAUGGAGGCACUUUCACCACACAAAUAUCCCAUUACAUAUGCUAACUGCAAUAUUUAUGUUCAAAACUCUAAGAACGUGUCUGAUACUCUUUGAAGGGAAUUCCUGAAAAUGAACUUCUGUGCAAACCUGAAGCUUCAAUGUAUGUGUUUUAAAAAGGAAUGUUUACUGAAUUUAAACAAGAGAAAAGGGAAAUUGGCAAUAUGGACACGUGACCCCCUCACAACUCUGACAGUAAUCUCUGCACUGCCAUUCUUUAAACAUCAUUAAAAGGUAUUGCGAAUAGUUUAAGUAUUAAAAAUACGUAAGAAUGAUUCUAUGUUUGAACACACAUUUAUGUUCAAACAUUCAUAUGAAUAAAAAUGCUUAAAACCACCCCUUGGGUAACUAACAACAUAAACUUGCGAUUGCAAAUUUUAUGGCUCUUACUACAAAACAAAAAUUAGAAUGAAAAGACCACUUAUCUUUAGAGGACAAGCAUGAGCUUGUCUUCUAACAGCACAAUAACAAACGUAUGUAUUCCUCCGUGCUUUCAAAGGCAUCAACAGAAGGGAAUCACUAAAAAUGUAGGGGAAAAGAAACCACUAGGCUGGAGCUUUGGUGUCUACGCAGAUCCUGCUGGAACAGCGCUUAGGGAGAGUCUAGGGAGCAGCUCUGACGUCAGCGGCAGCCAUCGGAAGUCAGGUCUGUUCUACAAAAGCAGCGACGCACGCCCGGCAGCACCCGCGGCGCAGGAGGGCGCCAUCCCCAGCCCCGCGGGUCCGAAUCGCACGCGGCCAGGGCCGCUCUCCCGUGAGGAGAGCCCGGCGUGACGGUCCUAGCGUGCUGCGGCCUCUCCCCGGGGCUCCUCCACAAGGAUCCCUGCGGGGGCCGGGCUCGGCCUUUGCCGCUCGGGACAGCCAUCCCCUCGAAUUCGCGCUCGCAGUCCCUGCCUUCACUUCCCGGGUUGGGAGGCGGGCGACGGCGCGCGAGAUAAAGGAACUCGCAUUCCCCGGCGCCGAGGCGGCAGCAGCGCCGUGCACAGCGGCUUCUGAGCGCGGCGUCAACGGGGAGUUGCGUGCGGCUCCCUGUUUCCGGGUUACGUGCGCGCCUGCAGAGCCAAAACCUGCGGCCGAAACUCCCGCUUCUCCGGAAGGAUUAAAGGGCGGGCGCGCCACCGGGAGACGUGUCAAACUCAGCGCGCCUCAUGGCGGCCGCGGCACCCCUCCCGCCCGGGCUCCCGUCCGUCCCCGCCCGCUGACUUACCCUGCGCACGCGCGCUGAGGCUCCGUGCGGCGGCCGCGGGCCCCGCCCCGAGGUGGGAGGGCCUGGCGCAUCCGCAGCUGGCCAAUCGGCGGAUGGCCUCGCUCGCCCGCCCCCGCCCCAUCCUGCCCCCGGCGCCGGGCUCCACGUGCUAGUGUUUGUGUACGUGCGGCCUCCCGCGGGGCUGGACCGGGUCCAGGUGGUUGGGGAUUAGACUGCUCGGGCGCAACCGGAGCUGGGGCGCGGCUGCCAAGGGCCGGCCCGCAAGUCCCAGCGGUCUUUAAAUUCUCCAGUGCUGGGGCCGGCGUGCGCACUCUUACCUGCCGCGCUGCGGCGAGCGUCCCACCGCUCUGCACUUCCAAGGACUCUUGUCAUCUGCCUUAGGCGGGAAAUGCUGUUGCUGGACUGCAACCCCGAGGUGGAUGGUCUGAAGCAUUUGCUGGAGACAGGAGCCUCGGUCAACGCACCCCCGGAUCCCUGCGAGCAGUCGCCUGUCCACUUAGCCGCAGGAAGCGGCCUUGCUUGCUUUCUUCUCUGGCAGCUGCAAACGGGCGCUGACCUCAACCAACAGGAUGUUUUAGGAGAAGCUCCACUACACAAGGCAGCAAAAGUUGGAAGCCUGGAGUGCCUUAGCCUGCUUGUAGCCAGUGAUGCCCAAAUUGAUUUAUGUAAUAAGAACGGACAAACAGCUGAAGAUCUCGCUUGGUCAUGUGGAUUUCCAGACUGUGCCAAGUUUCUUACAACAAUUAAAUGCAUGCAGACAGUAAAACCAAGUGAACACUCUGACAGGAAUGAUCGUGUUCCUGUGCUCAGACAGAAACGAAGUUUUGGAAGUGUAGGAAAUAUCAGUGGGAAAAGGAAGUGUUGGUAAGUAACUCAGAGCUGCUGUUUUCCUCCCUCAGUAAUUAAUCUCAUUUGCAUAGCAUUUAUUAUUCCAUUUAAUAUUGACACUCUUAUUUCUAGUAGUGGUGUUUCAUUCUCAUUAACAUCUUAAUAUUGGUUAUAUGAGUCUAGAGACCAAAAAUGGGCCUGCAUGGUGGAAGUUUGGGGAUAAAACUCGUUUUUUUACAAAAAGUUUUUAAUGUUAGCAUGUUUUUUUAAAAACAGAUGUCACAUGGGUCAUGAAGAAGUCUGAAGAACGCCCUCAUUUCAUGCAGAUCUAUAAGCUCCUGCUUUUGGCUUUACCAUAUGUGUGUCUAAACUCCUUCUGAGGAGGAGGAAAAACUUUCUUCCAAGUGAAGAUCCAUUUAAGAACACAUGUAUUUACAUGCUUAUAACAUGCUGGUUGUGUAUGCUUUGUCUUUUAAGUUUUAUUAAAGGAAUGUCUAAAAAAUACA
This is a messenger RNA of Chlorocebus sabaeus (green monkey), 3208 nucleotides long. RefSeq names its product ankyrin repeat domain 37 (gene ANKRD37). Gene Ontology annotation, molecular function: protein binding. The record is from RefSeq and is a predicted model, not a curated record. NCBI's taxonomy places the organism in Eukaryota, Metazoa, Chordata, Mammalia, Primates, Cercopithecidae. Gene Ontology annotation, cellular component: cytoplasm.